AAUUUACUAUGUCUUAACACAUAAACACACUGAGCUUUAUCACUAACUAUUAAUUUUGAUAAUGUACUAUUUCAAAACUAAACUUUUGUUCAAUAAUUCAUUCGAUGUUUCUUUACUCAUUUUCUUACUUAACCUUCGGUUGUGUUCAGAUGAUGAUAAAACUGAAGCAGUUUAGUUCUUUGAAAAUGAGCGUAUUUGUGAUAUUUGUUGUAUUGAGUUUCGUGGUGCUACAGACGACAGGUUUUGUAACAGAUAGAGGAUGUCCUGCACCUAAAGUUGAAGCACAAAACAAUGAUUCUAUUAAAACACCUUUUCCUCUCAUCUAUCCAGAUGCAGAUUCAAUGUUAACUAUACUGCGUCUUCCUCAGUUCAGUGAUCAUGAAGGCGUACAAGGACUUUUAAGGUUAUAUCAAAGAGCGAAGGACAAAAAUGCUGAGUUUCAACGAAGAAACUAUAGAAAGAACCAUCCUUUAAUAGUUCUCGAAGGAUUAGCAGGAUCAGGAAAAUCAACUCUUGUGAGUGGUUUAUCGAAGAAGAUCAAUGGUGUACAAUCCCAUUCGCCUUCAAGCACAGUGGAAACGUUAAAAGAUAAAUUUGCUAAUAAUCCACUACUAGACAAUAUAUACCAUCGUUUUGCCCAUUAUAUAACAGCAUUGGAAGUUUAUAUAUUGCUGAAGGAUUCACCUGUGGUCCUGGAUAGAUAUUGGCAUUCAUCAGCAACUUAUUCCAUAGCUCGUGCUGCUUAUAAUACAAACGGAAAAUAUAUACUGCCUCCAAAAGGUGACAAAAUCUACAACUGGCCUAACGAUUUACUUAAACCAGAUGUAGUGAUUUAUCUCGAAGUUGAUGAAGACAUUCGGGAAAAAAGGUUAUACAAAAGGGGUAAACAAAAUGACGACACAGCUUUAACUGCUGAGGAAAAAGAGAAAAUCGAGAAGACAUUUGGAAAAAACGAAAGAUUGUUGCAGAGGUGUCCAGAAUAUAGAAAUAACAUGAUUUUGGCAUAUAAAAACAUGGCCAAUCCAGAAGUGACAAUGCUUAAUGCUGAUUUAUCCAUAGACGAAGUAUUAAAUGCAGCGUACCAAAAAGUUGCGCCUCUAUUGUAAUUGGCAAAAUAGAUUUUUUUAAUAAAGCAAUUUUUGACUACAA
Diabrotica virgifera virgifera (western corn rootworm) is the source of this 1149-nucleotide messenger RNA. Its product is annotated as UMP-CMP kinase 2, mitochondrial. Gene Ontology annotation, biological process: dUDP biosynthetic process; dTTP biosynthetic process; dTDP biosynthetic process. Gene Ontology annotation, cellular component: cytoplasm; mitochondrion. Lineage: Eukaryota; Metazoa; Arthropoda; Insecta; Coleoptera; Chrysomelidae. The record is from RefSeq and is a predicted model, not a curated record. The coding region runs from base 105 to 1106 and encodes 333 amino acids. The transcript has 6 exons. Gene Ontology annotation, molecular function: dTMP kinase activity.